AUGGUCCGCACGCUGUACGCCGUCGGUGCUGUGUUUCUUCUGGCGGGAUUUCUGCUACCGACCGCAGAAGGGAGGAAGAGGAAUCGCGGAUCUCAAGGUGCUAUCCCUCCUCCCGACAAAGAUCAGCCCAAUGAUUCAGAGCAGACGCAGACGCAGCAGCAGCCGGGCUCUAGGCAUCGGGAGCGAGGCAAAGGCACUUCGGUGCCUGCCGAAGAGGUGCUGGAGUCUAGUCAGGAGGCACUGCACAUCACCGAGCGCAAAUACCUAAAACGGGAUUGGUGCAAAACUCAACCCCUCAAACAAACUAUCCAUGAAGAAGGCUGCAACAGUCGUACCAUUAUCAACAGGUUCUGCUAUGGCCAAUGCAAUUCUUUCUACAUCCCAAGGCAUGUCCGUAAAGAAGAAGGCUCUUUCCAGUCUUGUUCCUUCUGCAAGCCCAAGAAGUUUACCACCAUGACUGUUACACUUAAUUGCCCCGAGCUUCAGCCCCCUAGAAAGAAGAAAAGAAUCACCCGAGUUAAGGAAUGCCGGUGUAUAUCUAUUGACUUGGACUAAUCCAAGGAAAAUAUUGUACUGAUUGCACUCUGACUGUACGCAAUCAUCGCCAGCGUGAGAGUGAGUGGCAUAAUCUAGCAAACCUUCAGGGCUGGACACAACGGAGAGGACCCCAGAAUUAUCUGAAAAAAAAAGAAACCAAAGGAGAAAAUGGACAUAAGGGAAGGACAUGCAUGUGUGUGUGUGUAUGCAAGAAAGAAAAGGGAUAUGUAUAAGCAAAUAGUUGAAUGUUCACUAUGGUAAAUUAUUUUUAACAGGGGUAUGAAAUACUAAAACCUAUUUACCCACAGGCUCAUCUGCACAAUAUUUAGGUUUCCUCGUGCACAUCCACAUUUUUGCCACUUACUGGGAGAGGGGAGCUGUGGCUUUUGCUAAUGUUCAGCUGCCAUGCUAUUUGCUCUUACUGUAUGAAGAGAAACAUCUCAGUGCAGCAUAAAUCUACUCUUAAAAAGGUAGGCAAAAAGCAGUUAAGCCAUAGGAAAACAUCAUAGAAAAUAACAGCUGUGUCAUGAGUUUCUAACGUGCUUCUGCAAAAAAUAACUGUACUCCCAAAGCCUUGUUGGCAGAACAACAGCAGGAGUGUGAAAAAAUCAAUAUAGGUGGCUAGAAAACAGAAUUACAGCAAGUUAGAAAGUGAAGAGUCAAAGUAAGUAGAUGGGGGAAUACAAAUGGGAGGAAAAAAGAAAGAUACAUAAAUAGCAAGACACAGAAAGAGAUACUGUCUUCUGUUUACGUUUUGCUUUAAUUUAUAGACCUAUUCAUAUAUUACAUAAAUUAAAGAGAGGCUAUAUACAAGACUAUAAAUAUAUUUUUGAAUUCUAAUGGCUAAGUUGGUCAAAACCCGUUCUUGUGCCACUAGAUCCGUUUGAUGUCUUGUAUUUCAGAUAUCAGUUAUUCUUCAUAUUUACAUGUAUAUAUAUAUGCAGUAUCUUUUAUUCAUCGGUAUCUAUACAUACACCUGGAGCGUAUGCAUACGCCACCGCAAAAGCAGCCGCAGCGCAGCGCAGAAAUCUCGCUAACCAACAUCCAGUACAAAAUGGCAGUAAUUUAGCACAUAAAGAGCAAAGCAAAAAUUCAAACAAGCACCAUGUGACUGCAAAUGCAAUAACCCCCCGAGAGACGCGAGCCGGGACAUUCAUGCCUAGUAAACAUUGCAUUGUUAUUGUUAUUUUAGCUCUGCCACAGGCAUGCGGUUUGUUGGAAAAGACAUGCAGAGCUUUGCCAGCAAUAAUCCUCCUUUUUUAUCUUCUACCGCAGCCUUGCAUUUAAACAGGAUUUGGACUAGGCAAAGAGAAUUUCCUGAAAAUUAAGGGCCAACUGCCCCUCUCGGUUUAGCGCCGGGGGGGCCGCGAGAGGGGACAGGCGACGUCCGCCGGCGGGCUGGCGUGAGCGGUAGCUCCCGGCUGACCGUUCGGCUGUGCGUCCUACAGCGCGCCGCCUCCCUUGCCGUUCGGGCGCGACGCUCUCAGCGGCAUGGUUAAUGCCUCGCUCAGCCCCGGGCCGGUUACCCCGAAGGUAUUCCCCGGAGGAAGACAUUUCUGCUCUUAUUAACGUGGCCAACGGGGAAAAAAAAUGCACCGUGGCGUCUCGCAGAUGCAGGGAAGGUGCAGGCGUUGCACAGCGCCCUGGGCGGUUACUCACUGCAUCCUACGCUUCUGCGAUCAACAUGUUUUUACUGUAAAAUAUACUGCUAUGGGGUCUGCAUCUGUAAGACUAAGAGAUUGCAACUCAUGGUCUCGUGUUACUGAAACGCGUUGCAUCUGGUAUACUCUCGUUCAGCAGGUUUGACACAUUUAUUCAUGGAUUUUAAAAUCCAGUUUUAAAAUCUGGAAUUUCAGGAGGUAGAUUUCCACUGUGUGGAAUGUGAAUAGUUAAACAGAAAGAUAUGGAUAUUUAAUGUUAUUAUUAAUACAAAUCCUUUUUCGAUGAUAAUUUACAGGGGUUGUUUUCCUUUAAAUUACUUUUUUGAGUUGGUUGGGAGGUGCAAGGGCAGAUCUCAAUCUUUGCUGAAAGUUGUAUACUAGCUAACGUUCCUGCAGCAGAGGGGCAGACCUUAAGGAUGAAAUUUCACUUUCCUUUGGAGCUGACAGCAAAACUCCUGUUGUCCCUGACAGUGACAGGAUUCAUCCUAGGCUGCAAUGUCUCCAGUCUCUUAGACAUUAAGCACAGCUUCAGACAUUCGUAGCGCCUUUAUUUAACGUUAGGUUAGUGCUCUGAAGGAAAAUUGAUACAAAUUUUACGAAUCUUUAUGUUCCAAAACAGCCUACGCAUAGAUCACAAAGGAACUCCCCUUGAGGCAGAUCCCCCCCAUAAAUAUAUAAAUUUUAUACAAAGAACUUUUAUGAAUUGCUAGUUAUUGCCUGAGAGUAAGAAAGUUCUGCUAACUUACAAUUAUACAAGAUAUUAAAUAUCAGCCACAAUAUGUAUUUAAAUGUCUGCUUUAUUCUAAAAACAAUGGACUGUAUAACCUAAGGCUGCAGUAUUUUCAUGCUCGGUCUCACAAAGCAAA
This is a messenger RNA of Rhea pennata, 3064 nucleotides long. RefSeq names its product gremlin 1, DAN family BMP antagonist (gene GREM1). Lineage: Eukaryota; Metazoa; Chordata; Aves; Rheiformes; Rheidae. Gene Ontology annotation, biological process: animal organ morphogenesis. The transcript has a single exon. The record is from RefSeq and is a predicted model, not a curated record. Gene Ontology annotation, molecular function: BMP binding; receptor ligand activity. The coding region runs from base 1 to 555 and encodes 184 amino acids.